CUGCACCUGCUUCUGCUUCUGCGUCCUACCCACGCGCCCACGUAAGGGGAGCCGGCACUGAGAUGGACCCCUCACGGGCCCAGAGCGCGUGCCGAGCAGUGAAAGGACGGCCGCCCACCUGCCCGAGGUCGGGCAUUGAUUGGCUCUGCCUGGCGCAGGCCCCGCCCUCUCAGCAGACAGCGGUGCUCUGCAGACCUGAGCAGUUGCUCUGGCUGCACUCGGGAGGGAGCCAGUUCUGUGCUGGAUUCUGCGCUCGUAGGAUAUCCAGCAGCCUGGGCCCAGGCCCGGCCACCAUGGGGCUGCCUCAGGGCCCAGCUACCCUCCCGCACACACUGCUGCUCCUGCCAACCCUUCUGAGCUCAGGUUGGGGGGAGUUGGAGCCACAAAUUGAUGGUCAGACCUGGGCUGAACGGGCACUUCGGGAGAAUGAACGCCAUGCCUUCACCUGCCGGGUGUCAGGGGGACUUGGCACUCCCCAGUUGGCUUGGUACCUGGAUGGACAGCUUCAGGAAGCCAGCACCUCAAGACUGCUGAGUGUGGGCGGGGAGGCCUUCUCUGGAGGCACUAGCACCUUUACUGUCACUGCUCAGCGGGCCCAGCAUGAGCUGAAUUGCUCCCUACAGGACCCAGGCAGUGGCCGGUCAGCCAACGCCUCUGUCAUCCUCAAUGUGCAAUUUAAACCGGAGAUUGCCCAGGUUGGAGCCAAGUACCAGGAAGCUCAAGGUCCAGGCCUCCUGGUUGUCCUCUUUGCCCUGGUGCGUGCCAACCCACCUGCCAAUGUCACCUGGAUCGACCAGGAUGGGCCAAUAACUGUCAACACCUCUGACUUCCUGGUGCUGGAUGCUCAGAACUAUCCCUGGCUCACCAACCAUACUGUUCAGCUGCAACUCCGCAGCCUGGCACAUAACCUCUCAGUGGUGGCCACCAAUGAUGUGGGUGUCACCAGUGCCUCGCUUCCGGCCCCAGGACUCCUGGCCACCCGGGUGGAAGUGCCACUGCUGGGCAUCGUUGUGGCUGGAGGGCUUGCCCUGGGCACCCUAGUAGGAUUCAGUACCUUGGUGGCCUGCCUGGUCUGCAGGAAAGAGAAGAAGACCAAAGGCCCCUCCCGGCGCCCAUCUCUGAUUUCUAGUGAUUCCAACAACUUGAAACUCAACAAUGUGCGCCUGCCACGGGAGAACAUGUCCCUCCCAUCCAACCUUCAGCUCAAUGACCUCACUACAGAUUCCAGAGGGAAACAAGCAGACCAGCCAAUCGCUCGCAACAGCAGCCGGCCAGAGCUUCUGGACCCUGAGCCUGGUGGCCUCCUCACCAGCAGAGGCUUCAUCCGCCUCCCAAUGCUGAGCUACAUCUAUCGAGUGUCCAGCGUGAGCAGUGAUGAAAUCUGGCUCUGAGCUAAGGGUGAGAUGGGAGUGCCCCACCCCACCCCAGCUUCUGGACACCCUGAGCACCCUAACCCCAUGCUCCUCUCCAGGUCAUCCUCUACCUGGCUAUACUGCUAGCAUGAAGAGGCCAUGCAGCUGCCACUUGCUGGGUCUCCUCCCUGGGGUCCCCUGUUGUUCAUGCACAUUAUAUGCUUCACUGGGAUCUGACCCAUGGAGCACAGGUAUCAUUGGCAAGACUGCCAGCCAGAACUAAGCCCCUGUGUCAACUCAGGUUGGGUGCCUACACAUGAUGACUGGGCCUUAGCAAGUGGCGCUCUGGCCAUGUGUGUUCAGGUAUCACCCAGCAUCCAAGCGUGGCUACAUGCCCCAUAUCAGUACUCCUUAGCACCUUGUACAGUAGGCAUGGGGGAGGCCCUGCAUGUCCUGGAUGUCCUUUCUGUGCUAUGCAGCUCUGUUCCCUCAGGAACAUCUUGUACCCUGCCUGCUGCAUAGAACCAAACUGCCCUUUGCACAGGAGCCAACCCCUGGCCCAGGGGCCCUGGCCAAGGACAAAUUAGUCCCUUUUGCUGCAUACAUCUCUGCCCUUCUCUGUUCCUUUGCCCCACCUCCUCUUGGGCAUCACAGGUUAUACAUUGGACCCUCUUCAAUGGGCAUUAGACUUCCCCAUUGGCCUGGCUUCCAGUGAUAUAGUGCCAGGUGUUAGCACAAGUCGGGAAGGAAGAGAGUGGUCCCCAGGAUAGCAAAUGUGGUGGUGCCCAGAAUAGCAAGAAGCUAUGCAUCAUUUUUUACAGUGUUAGCACUUUAAGAACAUCCCCUCGGUGAGGGGGCAAGAGAUGGCCCCAAAGCCCUCUUGGCUUCCCAAAAGUUGGCCUUCCUAUUAUUCACUGUGAGUGUCCUGAGCCCUCAGGAUUGAGUUUUCUCUCAGCGUAAACCUCCCCCACCAGUGGGAUCCCAGCUGUGACCAGCCCCUGGCUGCUCCAUCAGAAGGAAUUCACUGAUCCCGCCCAACCUCUGUUGUUUAGGAGAUGGUCACAGUGGGCACAGAAGCUUUAGGGGUAGACCACAUAUCCCCAAAUGUUCCAAGAAUGCUUUGAAAAGCAACAUGGAAAUAACUAGAAAUUACCAAGAUACAGAAUAUAUUUUUUCCUUGUUACUAUCUUGUUUUGUGAUUUUUCUCAUGUUACUGCCUAGGACUGUGCUUGGAACACAGUAAAAUUCAAUAAACUUAACUGAAUGAAUGUCUC
Ictidomys tridecemlineatus (thirteen-lined ground squirrel) is the source of this 2626-nucleotide messenger RNA. RefSeq names its product transmembrane protein 25 (gene Tmem25). Lineage: Eukaryota; Metazoa; Chordata; Mammalia; Rodentia; Sciuridae. Gene Ontology annotation, biological process: negative regulation of excitatory postsynaptic potential. The record is from RefSeq and is a predicted model, not a curated record.